GAACAGGCAGAGGGUGCCCGGAUUUGACACCUCUGUUUUCUCAGACUGGGAACCCUUCAUUGCUAAGUGUCAAGGCGACAAAACUGGAAACUAACUUGACCCUUAUUGAAAACCGGAAUGGAGCGAUUUGUAGUAACAUCUCCUCCUGCUCGAAACCGUUCCAAGACUGCUUUGUAUGUGACUCCUUUGGAUCGUGUCACUGAAUUUGGAGGUGAAUUGCAUGAAGAUGGAGGAAAACUGUUCUGCACUUCUUGCAACGUGGUACUUAAUCAUGUUCACAAGUCUGCCAUCAGUGAUCACCUCAAGUCCAAGACUCACACCAAAAGAAAGGCAGAAUUUGAAGAACAGAAUGUAAGGAAGAAACAAAGGCCUCUAACAGCAUCUCUUCAGUGUAACAGUACUGCGCAGACAGAGAAAAUCAGUGUUAUCCAGGACUUUGUGAAAAUGUGCCUGGAAGCCACCAUCCCACUUGAGCAGGCUGAUCGCCCAGCAGUUCGUGCUUUCCUGUCUCGCCGUGUGAAGAAUGGUGGCUCCAUACCUAAGUCAGACCAACUAAGGAGAGCUUAUCUCCCUGAUGGGUAUGAGAAUGAGAAUCAGCUCCUUAACUCACAAGAUUGUUGACAAGGGAGGUUACCAUCAUUGUGAACAAGA
Molecule: messenger RNA, 651 nt
Organism: Trichosurus vulpecula (common brushtail)
Lineage: Eukaryota; Metazoa; Chordata; Mammalia; Diprotodontia; Phalangeridae
Product: CGG triplet repeat-binding protein 1-like
Exons: 1
Coding region: 118-621 (167 amino acids)
Biological process (GO): regulation of transcription by RNA polymerase II
Cellular component (GO): nucleus
Molecular function (GO): double-stranded DNA binding
Source: RefSeq, a predicted model, not a curated record